Mandrillus leucophaeus (drill) is the source of this 1816-nucleotide messenger RNA. RefSeq names its product Rho GTPase activating protein 28 (gene ARHGAP28). Bases 47 to 1732 code for a protein of 561 amino acids. Gene Ontology annotation, cellular component: cytoplasm. NCBI's taxonomy places the organism in Eukaryota, Metazoa, Chordata, Mammalia, Primates, Cercopithecidae. Gene Ontology annotation, biological process: negative regulation of stress fiber assembly; regulation of small GTPase mediated signal transduction; signal transduction. The transcript has 16 exons. The record is from RefSeq and is a predicted model, not a curated record. Gene Ontology annotation, molecular function: GTPase activator activity.
AGGAAGCUAGCAGAGUCUGCUUCUGAGACCAAUUCUGUUACAGUACAUGGCAUUUAUGAGGAUCAAUAUAAUUAUGAAUGAAUUGCCUCGUGAUACCUGUGACAACCACACUAAUCAGCUGGAUGGCACCAAGGAAGAAAGAGAGCUUCCAAGAGUUAUCAAGGCAAGUGGUUCCAUGCCAGAUGAUGCUUCUCUCAACAGUACUACCCUGUCUGACGCGUCCCAGGAUAAAGAAGGGAGUUUUGCAGUUCCCAGGAGUGACUCUGUGGCUAUACUUGAGACCAUUCCAGAUCUCCCAGUUCAUUCCAAUGGAUCACCGGAGCCGGGACAGCCAGUGCAGAACGCAGUCAGUGAUGAUGAUUAUCUAGAAAAGAACAUUCCACCAGAGGCUGAGGAGCUGUCAUUUGAAGUGUCUUAUUCAGAAAUGGUUACAGAGGCUCUAAAAAGAAAGAAACUUAAGAAGUCAGACAUUAAGAAAGAAGACCAUGUUUUAACUAAAUUUAUUGUUCAGAAAACCAGAUUUGGCUUAACUGAAGCAGGAGAUCUGUCUGCUGAAGACAUGAAGAAAAUCCGCCAUCUCUCUCUCAUUGAAUUGACUGCCUUUUUUGAUGCCUUUGGAAUUCAACUGAAAAGAAACAAAACAGAGAAAGUAAAAGGACGAGACAAUGGGAUUUUUGGAGUUCCGCUUACGGUCCUCCUGGACAGUGACCGAAAGAAAGACCCUGGAGUGAAAGUUCCCCUGGUAUUACAAAAAUUUUUUGAGAAAGUUGAGGAAUCAGGUCUGGAAUCUGAAGGAAUUUUUCGACUUUCGGGAUGUACUGCUAAAGUCAAGCAAUACCGUGAAGAACUUGAUGCCAAGUUUAAUGCUGAUAAAUUUAAGUGGGACAAAAUGUGCCAUAGAGAAGCUGCAGUAAUGUUGAAAGCAUUUUUCAGAGAACUACCCACCUCUCUCUUCCCUGUGGAAUACAUACCUGCCUUCAUCAGUCUAAUGGAAAGAGGGCCUCACGUCAAAGUACAGUUUCAAGCCUUACACCUCAUGGUCAUGGCGCUGCCUGAUGCCAACAGGGAUACAGCUGAGGCCCUCAUGACAUUCUUCAGUAAAGUGAUCGCCAAUGAAUCAAAAAACCGAAUGAGUCUGUGGAACAUUUCUACAGUGAUGGCACCAAACCUUUUCUUCAGUAGAAGCAAACACUCUGAUUAUGAAGAAUUACUGUUAGCAAACACUGCGGCCCACAUCAUCCGCCUAAUGCUUAAGUACCAGAAAAUUUUGUGGAAGGUUCCAUCUUUUUUGAUCACUCAAGUAAGAAGAAUGAAUGAAGCCACGAUGCUGUUAAAGAAGCAGCUCCCGAGUGUCAGGAAACUGCUCAGGAGGAGGACCCUUGAGCGGGAGACUGCAAGCCCCAAGACUUCAAAGGUACUGCAAAAAUCACCCUCGGCAAGAAGAAUGUCUGACGUGCCGGAAGGAGUCAUACGGGUCCAUGCUCCACUUCUCUCCAAGGUGUCCAUGGCCAUUCAACUCAACAGUCAAACCAAAGCCAAAGACAUAUUGGCAAAAUUUCAAUAUGAAAACAGUCAUGGUUCAUCAGAAUGUAUUAAGAUUCAGAACCAAAGGUUAUAUGAAAUUGGAGGAAAUAUAGGAGAGCAUUGCUUGGAUCCAGAUGCUUAUAUAUUGGAUGUAUAUCGUAUAAAUCCUCAAGCAGAAUGGGUGAUUAAGCCCCAACCAAGUUCUUAAAAUAUCCUCAAGAUAGCUGCUAUCAUGUAUUAUAUGCCAAAAAGAUCCUACAUUUUGGUAGGGAAAAAACAACACUGUGUUUGA